Molecule: messenger RNA, 2407 nt
Organism: Exophiala oligosperma
Lineage: Eukaryota; Fungi; Ascomycota; Eurotiomycetes; Chaetothyriales; Herpotrichiellaceae
Exons: 1
Coding region: 246-2342 (698 amino acids)
Biological process (GO): double-strand break repair via nonhomologous end joining; interstrand cross-link repair; protection from non-homologous end joining at telomere
Molecular function (GO): 5'-3' DNA exonuclease activity; damaged DNA binding
Source: RefSeq, a predicted model, not a curated record
CCCCAGAGAGCCUGGCGAGGCACUUCGACCGCCCCUGCAGGUCAUAGCUCUUGUGCUAGGACAAGGGUUUUUUCCGGAGGCACCUCUUCUGAUUAGUUCUUCCUUAGGUUCCUCAAGCCACUUUCUUCCUGCCUGGGGCAGAUCUGGGGCAAGGGACCACAGCCUUGGGUGUACCUCCGUACAGAUCCAGGGUGCUACUAAAUGGCGAAAGAACGAACGCCGGGUCUGAACACCAUCUAUCCGACAUGUCAACCUUUAAUGGCAUCGUCAGGGAGUUUCCCACCAUCAGGAUCGACUAUUUCAGGACACAUCCUGAGAGGCCACCGCCAGAAGCGCUGUUUCUCAGUCAUGUCCACAGUGAUCAUCUGCUGGGACUGGAGUCGGUCAAGAUGCCAUUUGUAUAUUGUUCGGCUACAACCAAGCAGAUACUUCUCAAACUAGAAAAGUAUCCCUCGCGAAUCAAUUUUGCCAAAGGUAUCCUUGAAGCACGGAAGCUCCAUUAUCGCCACCUCAAGACAGUGUUGAGAACAUUGCCUCUCAAUGCUGCAACGCAAAUCCAACUGAACCCCAAGCGCACCAUCAAUGUCACUCUUCUUGAUGCCAAUCAUUGUCCAGGUGCAGUCAUGUUUCUUAUCGAAGGUGACGGCAAGGCCAUCCUCUACACGGGAGAUGUUCGCGCCGAACAUUGGUGGGUGAAUUCAGUCGUCCAGAAUCCUCUCGUUCUACCAUAUGUCUGUGGCUUGAAGAUCAUAGACACAAUAUAUCUAGACACUACCUUUGCGAGCCAUGACGAACCAUACAAGGACUUUCCCACAAAAGCAGAAGGUUUGAAAGAGCUGUUGGAAAAAGUCAGUCAGUGCCAUCCAGAUACAAUUUUUUAUUUCCGAGCGUGGACGCUCGGCUAUGAAAACGUCUGGAUCGCUCUCUCCAAUUUCCUACAAUCAAAAGUGCAUGUGGACAAAUAUCAACUCAGGAUACUGAGACCUGUUGAGGACCACGACGUCAAUGUAUAUUCUGAAGGUGCUGCACUAACAGGUUCGACAAUCGGAAAUCAGCAAGUAUCUGGAUGUCUCACGACCGACACACAGGUCAGACUACACAGCUGUGAGCCAGGCCUACCUUGCCAUGCCGAGUUAAGUAGGCGCAAAAAUGUGAAGUGGAUCACUCCAAUCAUUUCCCGGCUCAAGGACGGCACUGAAAUACUUGAAUUGGGCGCCGGAGGUGGCGGUGGUGAUCUCUAUCAGUCAAGAGAAUUGAGCCUUGGCGAUUCCGCAUCUUUAGAACAACUAGGGGCACUAUGUAUGCAACUGACUGAGGACGAGAAUGUCAAGGCCAAGAUUAUGGCGGAGGUAGAGCGUGGGAAAAGGUCAAGAGACUUCCACAUACAAAUUCGAGGACUCCCAAUACCCGACUCAAACGAGGCUCCGACGGUGCCACUGAAAGAUUUUGUUGCGAAGCUGGCUAAAUGCGAUCACUGGUCUGAUCCAACGGAUUUGAUCAAGGAGCAUGUUAGCUCUCGCAACAAGAAUGACACUGUUCAUUUCCCCUAUUCUCGUCAUUCAUCAUAUCAUGAGCUUCGCCACUUGGUAGGCAUGUUUCGACCUAAGGAUAUCUGUGCCUGCACUGUCGAUCUAGAGUUCUGGUCGGAUGAACUGAGUAUGGAGGCUCUUUUCGGGGAUCUAUGUUCUAGCAAAGAUUUCUUCUUCGACAAGAUUGUGAGGAGUACUCUCGAGAAAAAGGGAAAUGAUGCCAUAAGCAAUGGCGGCAAACGGAAACGAGCUUGUACAGAAGAUGUUCAAUCGCAGGAAACGCAAAUAUCUGAUGGUCUGAGUCUUGAAGAUGCCUUCGAGACAGCACAAGCGGAAACGGAAAUGGGACGGAAGAAAGAUGUCGUCUUGAACAGUACUGGGUCUACGACAACUGAUCUGCUGGACGACACGUUGGACAAGAUACGUUCUGCCUUUCUCAGGAUUAAUAAAGGCCAGACUCGAAUGGACCUCGAGGAUGAUCGCAUGGCUUCUUUGACCGCCUCUGAAUUCGAGCUUCCGCUUGACUCCUCUCCACAACUGUCCAAAAAGCAGAUUGAAGACGUUGUUCUUCAGGUUUUGUCUGAGGAAAGUGCUGGCCAGGAUACUGACCUCUCUACUGGGCUUGAGACGAGUAUUGAGGAAGUGUUAGGCGUUGAAUCAUCAGAACAUAAUGCUCUGAGAAGCCGUGCUCGCAUGGAGGCUUACAUGGCCGCCAGACGUUGCCUACAUGACAAUGAUAGUAGAGAAUGGGACGAUCUAUCUCUACGAAGUGUUGGACGUCAAGGGCACCAGGAAAGAGAAUUUGAACUAUAGUCACGGAUUGCACAUAUUUGCGUUUUGGAUAUCAUGGCUGGACGCGUUUCUGGUGCGUUUUUGAU